Molecule: messenger RNA, 1289 nt
Organism: Magnolia sinica
Lineage: Eukaryota; Viridiplantae; Streptophyta; Magnoliopsida; Magnoliales; Magnoliaceae
Product: NAC domain-containing protein 90-like
Exons: 3
Coding region: 137-883 (248 amino acids)
Biological process (GO): regulation of DNA-templated transcription
Molecular function (GO): DNA binding
Source: RefSeq, a predicted model, not a curated record
AACAACAGAGAGAGAGUAACAACCAGAACCAAAAAAAGAAAAAGGGUGAGGGAGAGGGAGGGAGAGAACUACAACAAUAACCAUCACCACCACCACCACCACCCCAUCAACAACAACAACAACAACAAAAGGAGGUAUGAGCAAUCUCCCACCAGGUUAUAGAUUUUACCCAACAGAAGAAGAGCUGGUGGGAUUCUACCUGCGUAACAAACUAGAGAACAGGAGAGACGACUUAGACCAUGUUAUUGCGGUUGUCAACAUCUUCUCUCUCGACCCUUGGCAGCUCCCAAGCAUUUCAGGUGAGCUGUGCGUCGGAGACAAUGAACAACGGUUUUUCUUCAGCCCAAUGCAAGAGAAAGAAGCCCACGGAGGGAGGCCGAACCGAAUCACACCGUCUGGCUACUGGAAAGCAACAGGCUCUCCCGGCUCCGUCUUCUCCUCCAACAACCAAGUCAUUGGCCUGAAGAAAACCAUGGUUUUCUAUGAAGGAAGAGCCCCCACAGGGAAGAAAACCAAAUGGAAGUUGAAUGAGUAUAGAGCCCUUGAAGAAGCAUCAUCUUCAAAUGCAGUUCCAAGGCUACGACAUGAAUAUAGCUUAUGCCGAGUAUACACCAAAUCGGGAAGCCCACGAUCAUUUGAUCGACGACCAACAGUCAAUACGACAAGUGGGACAACAUCGGAUAUUGAUUUACGCAUUAGAGAGGGUGCUAGUAAUAGCAAUUUAGGUGUAAUUUCUCAUGAAAAUCCUUCGAAGGUGGAGAGCCCCGAUAAUUCGUCAUCAGGUAACCAUGCUUCUCAUUCUCCCGCUGAAGAUUGUGUCAAUGACGACUGGAAGAAGAUUGGCAAUCUUGACAUUCUUUGGGAUUCGAUGGAUUGGGACUAAGGAAAUCUACUUCGAUUUCUUAUUCUUAUGGCCAUACAUCGUUCACAUGGGGCAUGUGUGUGUCAAUCCCGGGUGUCCAAUGUGUAGGGCCUAUUGUGAAUGGAACAUAGCCUGAAAAUGAAGGUAAUUGGAGAAUCAUAACCACCAAUUGGUAGAUAUCAAAUGGACGGUUAUGAAUAAAAUAUUCAAUGUCCAAAUUCAACAAGUGAAACUAGCUAGAUGGUUGAGAUUGUUCCGUUCUUUGGACUUUUAUGCUAUUCUCCCUCCUCAGUGGGGCUUAAAGAUUGAUUCGUUAUUGUUAUGCAUUUUGUAAUUGAAUUGCAGAAAAAAUAAAAAGUAAAAGAAAAGAUAAAUAAAGGGUAUAAUUCCCUUAGUAUUGCCAUUUUUAUUUUUAUUUUUCUCAUUU